This is a messenger RNA of Bubalus bubalis (water buffalo), 1780 nucleotides long. RefSeq names its product tripartite motif containing 63 (gene TRIM63). The record is from RefSeq and is a predicted model, not a curated record. Lineage: Eukaryota; Metazoa; Chordata; Mammalia; Artiodactyla; Bovidae. Gene Ontology annotation, molecular function: zinc ion binding. The coding region runs from base 150 to 1211 and encodes 353 amino acids. The transcript has 9 exons.
CCUCAGACCAAGGCAGAGUUUGGGCGCCAGGAGAGGAAGGCAAAGAGGCUCCGGGCGGGUAUUCUGUAACAAAGACCCCCAGGUCUGCUUAGAGCAAGGCAGGUGAAGGAGGCAGCCAGGUGGGUCCCCACGUCUGUCCCCAGGACAACAUGGAUUAUAAGUCGAGCCUGAUCCAGGAUGGAAACCCCAUGGAGAACCUGGAGAAGCAGCUGAUCUGCCCCAUCUGCCUGGAGAUGUUUACCAAGCCGGUGGUCAUCUUGCCGUGCCAGCACAACCUCUGCCGGAAGUGUGCCAACGACAUCUUCCAGGCUGCCAAUCCCUAUUGGACCGGCCGGGUUGGCUCCGCGGCCAUGUCUGGAGGCCGUUUCCGCUGCCCUUCCUGCCGCCACGAGGUGAUCAUGGACCGCCACGGGGUGUACGGCCUGCAGCGGAAUCUGCUGGUGGAGAACAUCAUUGACAUCUACAAACAGGAGUGCUCCAGCCGGCCGCUGCAGAAGGGCAGCCACCCCAUGUGCAAGGAGCAUGAAGAUGAGAAAAUCAACAUCUACUGCCUCACGUGCGAGGUGCCCACGUGCUCCAUGUGCAAGGUGUUCGGAGCCCACAAGGCCUGCGAGGUGGCCCCACUGCAGAGUGUCUUCCAGGGACAGAAGACUGAGCUGAGUAACUGUAUCUCCAUGCUGGUGGCAGGGAACGACCGUGUGCAGACCAUCAUCACUCAGCUAGAGGACUCCUGUCGAGUGACCAAGGAGAACAGUCACCAGGUGAAAGAAGAACUGAGCCAGAAGUUUGACACGCUGUACGCCAUCCUGGACGAGAAGAAGAGCGAGCUGCUGCAGCGGAUCACGCGGGAGCAGGAGGAGAAGCUCGGCUUCCUCGAGGCCCUCAUCCAGCAGUACCGGGAGCAACUGGACAAGUCCACCAAGCUGGUGGAGACAGCCAUUCAGUCUCUGGAUGAGCCCGGUGGCGCCAUCUUCCUCCUGAGUGCCAAGCAGCUCAUCAGAAGCAUUGUGGAAGCUUCCAAGGGUUGCCAGCUGGGGAAGAUAGAGCAGGGCUUUGAAAACAUGGACUACUUUACUUUGGACUUAGAGCAUGUAGCUGACACCCUGAGGACCAUCGACUUUGGGACAGAUGAGGAAGAGGAGGAGUUCAUUGAAGAAGAAGAUCACGAAGAGGAAGAGUCCACAGAGGGGAAGGAAGAAGGACACCAGUAAGGCGAUGAUGAGGGAGAGACCCUCUAGAUGCAGAGAGACCGGGGAGGGUGGGGAUGGGCCCAGCUGCCUUAGUGACAGGCCCAGGGUGGGAGGGGUCAGGGCCCCUGGCGGGGCAACGGGGAGGUGUGUCUUCUCUCUGCUCAGAGAGCAGGAACUAGGAGUAGGACCCCACCGCUGUGUCCAGCGUUGCGAACCAGAAUUGGAAACGUGCUUGAAACAACCACACUGGAUUCUUUUCUACGUUGGUGCAAAAUGGAAUAUUUUGUACAUUUUUUAAAUGUGAUUUUUGUAUACUUGUAUAUGUAUGCCAAUUUGGUGCUUUUUGUAAAGGAACUUUUGUAUGAUAAUGCCUGGUCAUUGUGUGAUUGGCGAUUGUUAUAAAGAAGGGAAGGAAGCCAGGUUGAUACAGCUGCCCACUUCCUCUACUUGGUGGGUUAGCACUCACAGGUCCAGGAAAGGAUAACGUACUGUAUUUCAGUGUCUAUACCCCACAUAAGGGACGGUGACCGAGUUUGUGUUAUAUGUUGUUUUAAUAAAUGCACAGCGCUUUCUUCCAAUUAUUACUAAAA